AUGGCGUCUUCAGACGAGAAACCCGAGAAAUAUGUCCGUGGAGUGUCCUUCGACGCAAUGACAGACAAGGAUCUUCCCAAUUAUUCAUUCACCUUGAGAGGAAAGACACCCGGCUACAAGCGCACUCGUCGCACUAGAACGUUUAUGGUCGCUACCGAUCUCGCCAACUACAGCGAAUACGCAUUAACAUGGGCAAGCGAUGAAGUUAUGGACGAUGGCGACGAGAUCAUUGUGUUGCGAGUGGUUACAGUCGAUAUGAACGACAAAAAGGGAAACAUCCAAGCCUUAUUACAGCAAGAGGAACGACAAGCUCGAGAAAACGCAUCUAUUGUUAUGGAAAGGAUCAUGGCAAAUAGUGGCCCAGAUAAAAAGAUCAGUGUCAUUAUCGAGUUUGUUAUCGGGAAGGUGCAGGAAACGAUUCAGCAUAUGAUUUCCAUGUAUCAGCCAUCAUUGCUUAUUGUCGGCACUCGUGGUCUUUCUGAAUUCAAGGGGAUGUUGUUGGGAAGCGUAUCCAAAUAUUGUCUACAACAUUCGCCCGUCCCUGUUACAGUUGUUCGGCCUGAUGACAAGAUCAAAAAGUACAAGGUCAAGAAGAAUAGGCUGAGUGGGUUGAUGCGACUCGGGAGUGGAUCAGGAUCUCGAGGCUCCACAAGUGAAUCAUCAAGCGAUGAGGAUAGCACCAUACAGCCCGUAGAGAAGAAGAUGAAUCGAUUGUCAUUUAUGGGACGACGCUCUCGCUCUCCAUCACCCUCUCCACGCAGAUCCAAGUAG
This is a messenger RNA of Lichtheimia ornata, 771 nucleotides long. RefSeq lists its product as uncharacterized. The coding region runs from base 1 to 771 and encodes 256 amino acids. The record is from RefSeq and is a predicted model, not a curated record. The transcript is spliced from 5 exons. Lineage: Eukaryota; Fungi; Mucoromycota; Mucoromycetes; Mucorales; Lichtheimiaceae.